Messenger RNA from Ananas comosus (pineapple), 1327 nucleotides. RefSeq names its product probable glucosamine 6-phosphate N-acetyltransferase 2. The transcript has 2 exons. The record is from RefSeq and is a predicted model, not a curated record. Gene Ontology annotation, molecular function: monosaccharide binding; glucosamine 6-phosphate N-acetyltransferase activity. Bases 292 to 810 code for a protein of 172 amino acids. Gene Ontology annotation, cellular component: endoplasmic reticulum; Golgi apparatus; endoplasmic reticulum-Golgi intermediate compartment. Lineage: Eukaryota; Viridiplantae; Streptophyta; Magnoliopsida; Poales; Bromeliaceae. Gene Ontology annotation, biological process: UDP-N-acetylglucosamine biosynthetic process.
GGAGCCCGCAGGCGGUCGGCGUAACGCACUUCGCUAAUACUCUCCCGCGUUAUUGUUAAAUUAAAAUUAAUUAAGAAAAAGAAUAAAGUUACACCGUUGGAUUUUCGCGAACCCCGUAGGAGGCUAUUUUUAAUAUUUCUUUUAUUCCUCUCGAAGAAGGUAUAAAGGACGCAACAGUUCACAAUUCGAAGAAGGUAUAAAGGACGCAACAGUUCACAAUCCGUACACGGUUCCACUCCUCCAUCCCCGCUCCUCGAAUCGCCUCAUCUUCUUCCUCCUCACGCCAAGAAGAUGGAGAACGGAUCCGCCACGGCGGCGGCGGCGGCGGCCGAAGCGGCGGAGGUAGACGCCGUCGCUGGAGGAGAAGGAGAUCUCCUCCCGAUCCGGCGCCUCGAGAUCUCCGACCACGCGAAGGGCUUCGUGGAGCUCCUCGGCCAACUCAGCCCCUGCCCCGCCCUCUCCGCCGAUGAUUUCCGCGAUCGCUUCGGCGAGCUCGCGGCCCUCGGCGACGAUCACCUCGUCUGCGUCGCCGAAGACCCCCGAUCCGGGCGCAUCGUCGCCACGGGGAGCGUCUUCGUCGAGAGGAAGUUCCUGCGCGGGGGGGGCAAGGUCGGCCACGUCGAGGACGUCGUCGUCGACGCCGCCGCGCGCGGGCUCGGCCUCGGCCACCGCGUGCUCCGCUACCUCUCGGACUACGCGAAGGCCGCAGGAUGCUACAAGGUGAUCCUCGAUUGCACCCCCGAGCUCAAGGGCUUCUACGAGAAGUGCGGGUUCGAGGAGAGGAACAUCCAGAUGGCGCUCUACUUCUGACCCGUGCGCUUCCGCUAGGAUUCCGCAUUUUGGUUUUUCGGCCAAGACUUGUUUUGGCUGGGAAUUUUGGGGUUUUCAGUGUCGGGUAUUACAUCAGUCGACUCUGUUGAGAUUUAUAUUUUUCAGUUUUGUUAAAUCACAGCAGGAUAAAAGCUCUUUACCACUUAACAGUGGAAGGAAAUACCCUUCGGGCUAAAAAAAAAAUUCUUCCCUCUACUUUCUCUAUCUUCUUCUUCCUCUUCUUUAUUAUUAUUAUUAUAUUAUUUUUAAAUCCCUUCUCAGUCAUUGGCCAAGAAAGGGCCUUCUGAGUGCUUAUUACUUAUAAAAGUAUUAACCUGCUUUGACAUGGACAAACAAAUAGAGAGACUUGCGCUUUCAUGUUCUCGGACCUGCAUAACCAAAUGGUUUUGCAUUUGUAUUAUGAUGUAGGUGUGUUUUUUUGUAUUAUCAUUUUCUUUCAUUUUUCUGUUCUUUGCCCUUCAGUCCUUAUAUCAAAUGGUUCUGCUUUUGAAUGCCU